Suillus fuscotomentosus is the source of this 264-nucleotide messenger RNA. RefSeq lists its product as uncharacterized. Lineage: Eukaryota; Fungi; Basidiomycota; Agaricomycetes; Boletales; Suillaceae. The transcript is spliced from 2 exons. The record is from RefSeq and is a predicted model, not a curated record. Bases 1 to 264 code for a protein of 87 amino acids.
AUGGCAGCGUUCUCUCUUACUUACCUUUGGCUCAUAUUUAUGAGCGUGUGGUCGAACUCGCAACCUUGGCCAUCGGUGGAUGUCGAGUUUUCCACUGGCGAUAACUUGCGUCUCCUGGAAGAUGCGCAGAUGUUAAAGCCUCACUUUUUCCCAGCUAUACCUCGCCCAGAUGCCUUCCAGCCAAACAUGUCAUUUGCCUUUGACUUUUUACACGUCGCUUCAUACCGUAGACCAGGUGUCACACCAACAAUCUUUUACCUUUGA